Messenger RNA from Aplysia californica (California sea hare), 241 nucleotides. Its product is annotated as putative mediator of RNA polymerase II transcription subunit 21. Lineage: Eukaryota; Metazoa; Mollusca; Gastropoda; Aplysiida; Aplysiidae. The record is from RefSeq and is a predicted model, not a curated record.
GUCAGCCCAUGCUCCUCGCUCCGACCUGCACCAGUCCCCAGCUGGCCAUGAUGAGCUCCAGCCCCUCCCAGAUCUUUCUCUCGCCCAUCACGGGGGUCAACAUGGACCUGCCCGGACAGCAGACGCCCACGCAGGUCCAGCUACAGCAGCAGCAGCAGCAACAGUACCAGCAGCAGCAGAUAGUGCUGCAGCACGACAAUGGUAUGGGCACCCCAUCCAUGCUCCUCGCCCCCACCAGCCC